Jatropha curcas is the source of this 3932-nucleotide messenger RNA. Its product is annotated as Plant regulator RWP-RK family protein. Gene Ontology annotation, molecular function: DNA-binding transcription factor activity; protein binding. NCBI's taxonomy places the organism in Eukaryota, Viridiplantae, Streptophyta, Magnoliopsida, Malpighiales, Euphorbiaceae. The record is from RefSeq and is a predicted model, not a curated record.
GCUUGGAAGUGAAGACGAGGAGAAGGACCUUGAGCUUGUUAAGUUGCAAGAAAAGAAGCAAAAGCGGCAGGCACACACGCGACCACCACCAUUUUUAACCCACUACGAAAAAGAAAUCAGAUUCCACUUGUAUUUUUUUUAUAUUUUUAUAUUCUCCAUUUGGUACCAAGUAAAAGCUUCAAGAUCACAAAUGGCAUCAGCAAUUGGACCAGUUAUUGGUUCUCUCUGUAUCAGGUUAUUGCGUGAGUUGGGCUUGGCAAGUUGACUUGAACGGCGAGAAUUUCAAGACCCACAAAAAAGAUAGGUGAGCUGGUUUUGUGGGGUCAAUUAGCUUGGAAGCAGAAUCUUCCCUUGCACAAAAUGAUUUGGAAUCAUAUACAGUCAAAACUCUAAAACGAGAGGGUCAGAUAAUUACUAUGGUGGGAGAGAAAUUUUUUUCUUUCUUCUUGUGGAGUUGAUCUCUCGUCUCGAGGCAGUUUUUUAAAAGGCCUGCCUUUUAUUUUAUGUGAUUGCUAUUUUGUUCAUUUUUCAUAUUCCUUCUCUACGGACAACCAGGCUGUGGUUUUGGGUUUGUUGUUUUGCUUAACCGAAAAAAUAAGAUGAUAACGGAGAGGGUAUCUUCAAGAAUCUUUCAACAAUCAGAUUUAAAGACUGAAGAUCUGAAUUCUUUCUAGAGGUUUUUGUUAAUUGUUUUGAAACUUAAGGUGGAAUGAUAAUUGAGCUUAUUACCAUAGAGCAGAAUAGAUUUUUUGUAAGUGGGAUUUUUAGGAUAGGUUUUCAUGGAAGACAGUAUUUUAUCACCGGGUACUAUGUUGGCUGCUCAUGCUGAUUCUGCAAUGGAUUUUGACGACAUGGAUGAAUUGUUGUUAGACGGAUGCUGGUUGGAAACAAUAGACGGAUCCGAGUUCUUUAAUCCUAGCCCCCACAAUUGUGCUCCCUUGAUUGAUUCUUCAUUUCUGUGGCCAACUUCAGAGAACAAUGAUGGUGAUUUGGUCUCUAGGCCAUCUCAGAAAAGCAAUCAACAGGAUGAACGAAUGUCAAUGCUGCCCAGGAAUUCUCCCUUGAAUGAAUCCCAAAGCAGCAGUCCGGUCAUUACUCAGACUAUUGGCCAGGACAUGAGUAGCGUGGCCAGAUGGGGAAAUGAUGCAGAUGAAGGUUCUGAAGUAAGUAGAAGGUGGUGGAUUGGACCAAAAGCAAAAACUCCUGUGAGGGAUAGAUUAAUUAGAGCACUUGGAUAUAUUAAUGAUUUCUCAAAGGAUAAAGAUGUGCUUAUACAGAUAUGGGUCCCUGUAAAUGAAGGAGGUAGACGUGUUCUAACAACUCAAGACCAACAUUUUGCACUUGUUCCAAACUGUCAGAGGCUUGCAAAUUACAGGGACAUUUCUGUUAACUAUCAAUUUUCAACUGAGAAAGAUUCCAAGGACAUGAUGGGGUUACCUGGUCGGGUUUUCUUGGGUAAGGUUCCUGAGUGGACUCCAGAUGUUCGAUUCUUCAGAAGCGAUGAAUACCCACGUGUAGGUCAUGCCCAACUAUAUGAUGUAUGUGGAACUCUUGCUCUUCCUGUUUUUGAACAAGGUACCAGGACUUGCUUGGGCGUUAUUGAGGUGGUAACUACCGCACAAAAGAUCAAGUAUCGUCCUGAGCUUGAAACUGUUUGCAAGGCACUUGAGGCAGUUGACCUUCAGAGUUCUGAAGUUCCAAUUGGGCAGAAUGUCAAGGUAUGUGAUAUGUCCUACGAAGCUGCAUUAUCUGAGAUUCAUGAGGUUCUGAGAUCUGCUUGUGAGACGCAUAAAUUACCUUUAGGUCAAAUUUGGGUCCCAUGCAUCCAACAAGGAAAGCGGGGUUGCCGACAUUCUGAUGAAAACUAUUAUCGCUGUGUUUCCACUGUGGAUCAUGCUUGCUAUGUGCGUGAAACUGGCAUGCAGGCUUUUCAUGAGGCUUGCUCCGAGCAUCACUUGUUAAAAGGUCAAGGAGUUGCUGGGGAAGCAUUUUUGACUAACCAACCUUGUUUCUCUAGUGACAUAACUUCAUAUCGCAAAACUGAGUAUCCUCUUUCUCACCAUGCAAGGAUGUUUGGAUUGCAUGCUGCCGUUGCUAUUCGCCUACGAAGUGUGCACACUGGUAAAGCUGACUUUGCGCUGGAGUUCUUUCUGCCUGUGGAUUGCACAGAUCCUGAAAAACAGAAAGAUAUGCUUACGUCAUUGUCCACGAUUAUACAACAGGUGUGUCAGUCCUUACGAGUAGUAACAGACAGAGAACUAGAGGCAGAAACUGGACCAGUUAGUGAAGUGGUAUUGCCUUCAUAUGGUAGACCUAGGAGAGAAGAUAUGUUAAGGGUGAUGCAUUAUUCUGAAAGUUAUGCUGGGGAUAAUUCAUCCUUGACUGCCUCUCUCACAGGGAUCCAACAAAGUGGAAGUGUUGUUUUAUCAUAUGAGAAAGAGAAUCAAAAGGUACCAAUUGAUGAAAAAUCAAUGGAGUACAGGAUCAGUCGAGAAGAUUAUAACCUAAAGAGGAGUAUUGAAUGUGGCGUAGAUUCUGAAGUUGCUGAAGGUAGCCUUUCAAGUGUCUGUAUGGGUAAAACAGCAGAGAGAAAACGCUCCAAGGCAGAGAAAGCAAUCACCUUGCAAGUUCUUCGGCAAUACUUUGCUGGAAGCUUAAAAGAUGCUGCGAAGAGUAUUGGUGUUUGCCCCACGACCUUGAAAAGGAUAUGCAGGCAACAUGGAAUAAAACGAUGGCCUUCUCGGAAAAUCAAGAAGGUCGGUCACUCCUUGCAGAAGCUCCAACUUGUGAUCGACUCAGUCCAAGGUGCCUCUGGUGCUCUCCAGAUUGGUUCCUUUUAUACAAAUUUCCCCGAGCUGGCCUCUCAGAAAUUAUCAAGCAGCCCUUUUUCAGCAUCCAAGCAGAGUGAUCAUCUAGAGCAAUCAAGCAUACAGACUGACGGAGGUACUUUUAGCUCCCAAGUGGCUGCACCAAAAUCACCUUCCUCCUCAUGCAGUCAGAGUUCCAGUUCAAGCCAUAGCUGUUCCAGUGGGUUACAGCAAAAUCCUUCUGUAUUUAGCAUUCCCACUAGUGAAGAUCAUAUUCCUGGGGAAAACUCAAGCAAUGGUGUGUUAAAGAGGGUCAGAAGUGAUGCAGAGCUUCAUGCUUCAAGUCAAGAAGAGCAAAACAUGCUGCCAAGAUCUCAAAGCCACAUACCUCUCAGAGAACAACCUAAUUCGGGGAACCUUCCGCCAUUACCUAAAAGUAGCAGUCGAAUAUCUCACGAGGGUGAUGCUCAGAGAAUCAAAGUGACAUAUGGAAAUGAGAAAAUCCGGUUUCGCAUGCCAUACAAUUGGAAACGUAAAGAUUUAUUACAAGAAAUUGCAAGGCGGUUUUUUAUAGAUGACAUAAAUAGAUAUGACCUGAAGUAUUUGGAUGAUGACAAUGAGUGGGUCUUAUUAACAUGUGAUGAUGAUUUAGAGGAGUGCAUUGACGUUUGCCAAUCAUCUGAGAACAGCACAAUUAAACUUUCACUCCAAAUUUCUCAUCUUAUGGACGGGUUUUCGAGAAGCUGAGGCCUAUGAUGAUAUUUGUAAAUAUGCUUUUGAGAUGUUUGGUGAGGUUGCACUUCCAGAGUCAAUGGUAUGAACAUUGGUAUGUUUAGCCGCAAGCAUACAGUCUCAACAGUAAUGUUGAUAGAUUGGUGUAGAAGAUGAAGUUUCAAAAGGCGGAGAUGAUGUUAAUUGGUUGCAAAUGGGGACUACGAGCUCACUAUCGUGAUCUGUGGGGUAGAAAAGCUGUAAGGAAGUUAUACGAACUUGCUUGUUAUGCAGGUAGUUCUUCUGUCUGUAUAUUUAUGAACUGGGGGAAGAGGGCAAUAAACCUAUUGUUACUUGUCAAACUGUAAAAUGUACUCACAGAACUUAAAUGGAGGUAAAAUUUUUUAUCAUGAA